CCAGCAGGUCUGUUACUCUCCCUCGACCUGCGCAACCAAAACACACCGGCAUGGAUCGUAACGCCAGAACUGUACAGUAUUUACCUGCAGGCGAACAAAAUUUAAUGUGUUUUAUAUUUCAACCGUCGACAUUUUAGAACUUAGUGCAUUACAUUAAUCGAUGCUUUCUGAAAUUUCGACCGGUGCUAAUCCGAACAGCAAACCUCGUUCUCCGGCAAAAUGCACCGCGCGAUCAUGGAGGAAUUUCUCGAACUGUACCGGAGCCUUCCGUGCCUGUGGAAAAUGCAAAGCAAAGAGUACGCCGACCGGAAGAUGAAAACCGAAGCCUAUCAGCUGAUGGUGAAGAAGUUGGCCGAGCUGGAACCGGAUGCCGAUCGGGUUGCGGUGAUUAGGAAGAUCAACAACAUCCGGAGCAACUAUCGGAAGGAGAAACGGAAGGUGUUGGCCAGCCGGGCGGAAGGCGGCCAGUACGUGCCUACGCUGUGGUACUAUCCACUGAUGGGCUUUCUGGACGGGCAGGACGAGUCGGGGAAUUCCGAUAGCGAUAGUAUUGAUAUCGAGCGCAUUAAAGUGCAGAUCGUGGAUUCACCAGAACCAUACGCAGACGAUGCUGACGAUGCCUGUAGUUCAUCAGCGACAACGGUGGAUCUAUCCAACUUUGAGCUAGCCCUUCCAAAUGGUGACUAUCCGUGCAAAGAGGAUGAUAGUUCUUCAACCUACGACGAAAUCAAUCCGAGAAAACGCAAGCAUGAAGACAGCGCCAACACAGACCAGAAUCAUUUCCGGAUCGUUAACUGUGAGGAUCGGCAUGAUGCUUUUGGACGGAGCAUUGCGUUCAAGUUGCGGGCCCUACCGGAUGAGCAACGAAUCUACGCGGAGAAGCUCAUCAACGAGACCCUGUACGAAGCGGAACUGGGGAAUCUCAGACGACAUUGUAAGGUUCAUGUGGGACAAGAAUAGGUUUGAAUGAAGUAUGCUCGAAUUCGGAUU
This is a messenger RNA of Aedes albopictus (Asian tiger mosquito), 990 nucleotides long. RefSeq lists its product as uncharacterized. Bases 220 to 960 code for a protein of 246 amino acids. The record is from RefSeq and is a predicted model, not a curated record. NCBI's taxonomy places the organism in Eukaryota, Metazoa, Arthropoda, Insecta, Diptera, Culicidae. The transcript is spliced from 2 exons.